Messenger RNA from Musa acuminata AAA Group (dessert banana), 1814 nucleotides. Its product is annotated as F-box protein At4g00755. The transcript is spliced from 5 exons. The coding region runs from base 250 to 1416 and encodes 388 amino acids. The record is from RefSeq and is a predicted model, not a curated record. Gene Ontology annotation, molecular function: protein binding. NCBI's taxonomy places the organism in Eukaryota, Viridiplantae, Streptophyta, Magnoliopsida, Zingiberales, Musaceae.
UUUCCUUGACGGCCAGCUGUGUCGGUUGCUGCCUUCCACCAUUCCCAUUCCUUUCCUUCACUUUCUCUCCUUCUCAGAUUUCUCUCCUUUUUCCCUUUUUCUCGAUUUCUUUCCCCUUCUGUUCUCUCUCUCUCUCUCGGUUGGGUUUCUCUUCCCCUCUGCUCGUCCUCCUCUACCGAUUUCUUCCGCGGCCGUGUCCUGGUUUGGGGCCCGACUGGGGUUGAGUCGGAUCGCCGCGAAUCGUUUACGAUGGAGAAUCGCUGGGAUUUCUUGGAAUGGCUGGGGCCGGACGCCUCGACGGCCGUGCUGAUGCUCCUGGACGAUCCGGGUGAUCUCGUGCGGGUCAGCUCCGUGUCCCGAUCGUGGCGCCGGUUCGUUAUUGCAAAUGGUUUCACCAAAAACUUGUGCCUAAGGAUUUCCCCUGAGGCGUCGAAAUUUGCUCAAGUUGUUGAAGUAAGUACAGUUUCCAAGACUACAGAAGUUGGAUCUAGCUCUGCUGUGGAAUGGCAAAGCAUGGAGAGAGAACACAAAGUGUAUCUGUACUUAGGUCAUUGUCUUAGUUCGCCUAAAGGUAAAAGGGAUUGCAUUUAUCAGGCAAUUUGUGCUUCCAGCACUGACAAUUAUCCAGAUGAGAGCAUUGAAAAUACAUUGGAACCUAGUGAAAUAGCGGACCGUAGGCCUUCUUAUUGGUCAAGUGGUGGACAGAGAGAAGCUAGCGUUCCAGAGAGUCUAACGUACAGAUUGGUCGCAAAUCUCUGUAUUGUCAGCGAAAUAAAGAUACGGCCUUUCAAAGCAUUUUUUCAACCUGGUGAUCCCGUAUACUCAGCAAAGUCUGUACGUUUUCGGAUGGGCUAUUCCAGAUUAGGACAAGGACAGAGUUCUUGUAUCACAAAUGAGUAUGCAGAACAUCAAUCAGCCGAUGAUGACAACUAUUACUGGACAUAUACUUCACCUGAAUUUCCAAUGUUGCAGGAAAAUGUUUUGCAAUCGUUCAAACUUCGUAGCCCAGUUAUCUGCCUUGGUGGAAUAUUGCAAAUCGAGUUGCUGGGUAGGGUCCAGAAACAAGAAACGGACGAUUUGUAUUAUAUAUGUGUGUGCCAUGUACAAGUAAUCGGCCGUCCACUAUCACCUGUGCUAGGUCUUGACAUUCUUGAGAGCACGGGCAGUUUGGUUUUGAAGUGCUUCCCGGAAGCUAGAAGCUGCACUGUGUCAGAGGGUACUGAAGAAGAUGAAGCUGGAGAGUCAUCUUCACGGCAUUCCUCUACUGUGAGACUCGGGCAUUUGAGAGCUGUUGGGAGAUGGAAUGGAGUAAGUCUAAGCGCACUGCUUGGACCCAUGCAGUUUUCUGACGAUGACACUGAUGGUGACAGUGAUGGUGGUGACGAUGAUGCUUUGGAAGAGGAGCCUGCAGCAUGAUAAGCUUCUAGACCGUCUCCCCUUGUGCCCAUCAUAACAUGAUAUCACAGAGGGCGUCAACAUCCUUCUUGGGUCUGUGGGAGUCAUAGGUCCACUUGUUCUGCUGUGCUAAUGUAAUAAUCUUGUGUCAAGAACUGAUAUGUAUGGCCCAUUUUGAUUGCUAUGGUUUUCUGGUUAUAGGUAUGUAUAGGUUUCAUAAAAUUGCUACCUGUCUCCCAAUGAUAUUACUGGAGAUGGUUCUCCAGUGGUAGCUUUUUCGCUUGGCUUCACGGAUUCCAUAGUUUUAGAGAGUAUUGUGUUGGGCAAUUUUUAGAGGCUCAAGAACAUUCUGCCUGAGUCCAUGGAUGCAAAUUUCUCUGAUAACUGCAUGGUAUUUAAUGCAAAUGUUUUAUUGGACA